CUCCCAAAUUCUACCAAAAUCCCCCAAUCAAUGCAAUCACAAUGGAAAAUCCCCCAAAAUUCUACGGCUUCCACACCUUCGCAGAGCCCGGCUGCCCCAUCACCCUCACCGCCUCCUUCCGAGACAACAUCCGCCACUUCCUCCAAGAAUGCGCCUCCACCGAGGCUUCCCUUAUCGACGGCAUGCCUAUUUGGCGCACGUUUCUCGUCUACGAGGCCAAAUCCGCGGUUCUCCCCCUUUACACAGUCGAAGAAAACGCAGAGGAUUCCGAUCGCCCAUUCUGCGAUUACUGCCGCUGUGUUGGAUGGAGCCAUCACUUUGUAUUGAAGAGGAAAUAUCAUCUGAUUAUCCCGGCGAAUGAUCAGUGGGAUGAUCCGAUUGAUGAACGCGUUUUUGACCUGCAAACACACCUCUUGCACGGCUUGAUCCAUUGCAAUGGCUUCGGGCAUUUGAUUUGCAUCAACGGGAUUGAAGGCGGUUCCAAAUUCAUCUGUGGUAGAGAGACUAUGGAUCUAUGGGAUCGAAUUUGUACUUCUCUUAGUGUUAGGCAAAUUACGGUGGAAGAUUUGUCGAAGAAGCACAAAAUGGAGCUCUGGUUGCUUCAUGGAGUUGCGUACGGUCAAUCCUGGUUCGGUAUAUGGAGGUACUGGUUCUGCCACGGGAGUUUUGGGGUAAAUGAGCACAACUACAGAAGUGCGAUUGAUCUUCUAAGCUCGUUGGAGCUCGACCGAAUAAUUGUCGAUUUCAGUUUUGUGAAGGCUUGCUUUGAUAUCAAACAGAUGAUUCAGUACUACAGAGACAAGAGUGGCAGCAAUUUGACAUACGACUACGGGCCAUACGAGGGCUCCUUUGUGGAAGAGUCAUUUGUCUGAUGUUGGUUGUGCAUAAGAAUUGAUGAAGUAUUGACAACAUUUUGUCAAAUCAAGAAAGUGUAGCUGUAUGUUUGUUUACAAAGAAUUGAAUGAAUUCUACAAAACUAUUGUGGUUGUAUAAGUAA
Salvia splendens (bonfire salvia) is the source of this 997-nucleotide messenger RNA. Its product is annotated as PHD finger protein MALE MEIOCYTE DEATH 1. The transcript has 3 exons. The coding region runs from base 42 to 872 and encodes 276 amino acids. The record is from RefSeq and is a predicted model, not a curated record. NCBI's taxonomy places the organism in Eukaryota, Viridiplantae, Streptophyta, Magnoliopsida, Lamiales, Lamiaceae.